AUGGCUGCUUCAUCUUCUCGCAAUUGGUUAUAUGAUGUCUUCCCGAGCUUUCGCGGAGAAGACGUCCGCGUAACUUUCCUGAGCCACUUUCUCAAGGAGCUUGAUCCGAAACUGAUCUCUGCUUUCAAAGACAGCGAGAUCGAGAGAAGCCGAUCGCUUGAUCGAGAGAAGCCGAGCUCAAGAAUGCAAUUAGGGAUUCGAGAAUCGCUGUGGUCAUAUCCUCCAGAAACUACGCCUCUUCGAGCUGGUGCCUUAACGAAUUACUGGAGAUCACCAAUUGCAAGGAAGAGUUUGGUCAAAUGGUGA
This is a messenger RNA of Microthlaspi erraticum, 306 nucleotides long. NCBI's taxonomy places the organism in Eukaryota, Viridiplantae, Streptophyta, Magnoliopsida, Brassicales, Brassicaceae. The record is from the annotation of a GenBank genome assembly.